Messenger RNA from Ascoidea rubescens DSM 1968, 267 nucleotides. RefSeq names its product Kti11p (gene KTI11). The transcript has a single exon. Bases 1 to 267 code for a protein of 88 amino acids. Gene Ontology annotation, biological process: protein histidyl modification to diphthamide. Gene Ontology annotation, molecular function: metal ion binding. The record is from RefSeq and is a predicted model, not a curated record. NCBI's taxonomy places the organism in Eukaryota, Fungi, Ascomycota, Saccharomycetes, Ascoideales, Ascoideaceae.
AUGGAUUCGUUAGUUGAUUCAGUUUACGACCAAAUAGAGAUUGAGGAUUUCACCUUUGAUUCCAACACCCAACUAUUUCAAUAUCCCUGUCCCUGUGGAGACAAGUUCCAAAUAUGUUUGGAAGAUUUGAAGGAUGGUGAAGAGAUAGCUAUUUGUCCAAGUUGUAGUCUAAUGGUUCAAAUUAUUUACGAUCAAGACGACUUGUCUCCUUUCAUUCAACAAGUUAGCUACAGCCAAACUUCGUUUUCUCAUCCAAUAUUAGCAUGA